This is a messenger RNA of Oikopleura dioica, 270 nucleotides long. The record is from the annotation of a GenBank genome assembly. Lineage: Eukaryota; Metazoa; Chordata; Appendicularia; Copelata; Oikopleuridae.
AUGCCUCGAACAGUCAGCUAUUUAAUCGCUGGAGUUCUGAGCUUCGCUGCUGGAAUGAUGCAGAUCUUUGGGAUCCCCACUUGGUUCAUGAUUCCCGUUUCAAGAAUCAUUGUAACUGUUGUCACUUUCAAGCAACGCUCAGAAACAAAAGACAAAUAUGGAAUUCGAAAGGAUGCUUUUUCUGAUGUGAUGACCGCAUGGUGCUGUACUUUCUGCGCUCUUGCUCAACAUGAACAGCAAGUCAAGCAAAACCAUGUUGUUCAGCAGUAA